This is a messenger RNA of Filobasidium floriforme, 2026 nucleotides long. RefSeq lists its product as uncharacterized. Lineage: Eukaryota; Fungi; Basidiomycota; Tremellomycetes; Filobasidiales; Filobasidiaceae. The coding region runs from base 175 to 1815 and encodes 546 amino acids. The transcript is spliced from 2 exons. The record is from RefSeq and is a predicted model, not a curated record.
AGGACGGGCCCAGGUUUGGAUCAUGUAAUCCCUAGAGGCCACUCUGCUCUCAUCCUUAAACUCGUCAGCUACUUCAACAUACUACUAGCUACACCGUACUAUUCACAAUCAUCUGAACGCUCCAUCCGCCCCAGCCUUGACGACGAUCUCCCCGCAUUGGAUAGUCGUGACAACAUGUCGACCGACCUCGCGAGGCACCAAUCCGCGACCUCGCAAUCAACCACAGCCUCGACCUCUUCGUCAUCACUGCUAGACCCGCCCAACCCAUCUUUGCAACCCACCCAACCUCCAGGAUCGAUUCUCUUGAACCGAAACGAUCCUUCUUGCCUACCCGCGUCGCAAUUGGCGGCACUGAAUGGCAGUAAUGGCAAUCGAUCUAGGGUGGCCAGCGCCAUCAAGAGCUCGUUCUCCAUCAAGGAUGUCCCGUCGAGCAACGUCCGUCAACCCGGUCCACCAGCAGCGACCUUCAACCGUCGAUCACGUGGGAGUUCUGUCGGUGCCGCUGCUUCAUCCGCAUCUUCAUCCUCCUCGAUAUCUGGCCUACAUCGCUCAAGCUCGACCCGAUCACCUCUCGUCUCGUUCGCUCCCCUCCCACACGUUCCUCAGCUGGAGCGACGCCGUUCGAUCACUCUCGGAGUCGCCGCGCGAAGUAACAUGCUCAAGACUCAGGGAGGUCCCGCGGGUAGGCUCGGUGGAGGAGGUUCCGGACCUAGCGGUGGGGGUGCGGGAGGGAAGGGCAAGGGACAGGUGUUGAUGAUGACGGAUGAAGAGUGGGAAGAGUACAAGAGAAACAUUCAGCAGCGAAACCAAACCGAAGAACCCCCAGAGAUCCACCAUCUAGUAAAAAAGGGGACCAAGAAGCUGUGGAAAAAGGCUCGAAGGAUGUCUUCCUCUUCGAACGCCUCGUCGAGUUCUUCCCGCGCAUCAGGAUCAGGAGCGGGUCUAUCGCCAGCUAGUCCUGGAGCUGGAUUGCCUGUUACCUCGAGCUCGAAUGCGGCGGCGUCGAAUAUGGCUUCUCCUUCUUCCUCCUCAACAAGCCAGGCGGUCCCUAUUCGAGCAGUGGCACACACAGACGGCAACCUCAGCGUACCAGACUCGAACGUCUCGGGUACAAGCCCGAGCGGACGGAAUAGGAACGGGUUGAUCUCCCGUAUGAAAUUCGAUCCUCCCAGCUCUGAACUCGGUCAGACAGACACUGGCCUAGGUAUGACCAUGCCCUUACAAGAUGCACCGGAUCAAGCCAUGGGUGACGAGGAUGAGGAGUACGACGACGACAUGUCCGUUUCGAGCGACGUGUUUGGAAGCAGCUUGAGCGACAGCAUCAUCCUUGAAGAGCCCGAGGAAGAGAUGGAAGAGGAGGAGGAGGAGGAUGGCGAGAUGGAGGUAGAUGAUGAUGAUACCGACGAAGACGACGUUGCUUCGUCUUACAUCUCUUCUUCGUCCACAUCAUCAUCUAUCCCGGCUGCUAUGCGCCGACAAGAGACCCCCGGAGAACGGCGCGAGCGACAUCGACAGGAAGAAGAGGAGGAGAUGCGGGACCAGGGCAAGAUUCCGGAAUACCUACGGAAGGACAGUGCGGUCGAGCAGUAUCGAUAUCAACACGUCCACGAUCUGGUAGCCGAAGGAGCCGCUACGCCAAAGGAACGGAGAGAGGGGUUGAGCCAUGCCGGGUUGACGGAUCGGUUAAGCCAACUGCAGAUGGGUGGGAGGAAUGAGCGGAGCAGAGAACUCGGGGGUAGAGGGGAUGGUGAUGAGACGCCAAGGGGGCGGACGAGCCCAAGACGAGAACACGCGUCGUUACCUGCAGCGAUCUGAAGCUAAGGGGUGCCGCAUCAAGAUCCUCAUGUUGUCAACACUGCUUAUAAACAUGCUUGAUUCGAUGACUAUACACAGACGAUACAUGUAAUCAAGCAUGUGAGACUAUGAAGAAGCUGCUCUCAUCCGGUGCCACCGGAGCGUCCCGACCUCAGCGAGCUCGUCCUGGGCGAUCCAGGCUGGGGCAUUCCGAGUGGUCCGGCGAAAGGGU